GGCGGCGCGAGAGCAGUGGGGCCCGGCGGCGGCGGCGGCUGAGACGGCGGCGGCGGAGGGAGAGAAGAUGGCGGAUGGCGACAGCGGCAGCGAGCGAGGGGGCAGCGGGAGCGGCAGUGGCGGGGGCGGCGGGGGUGGUGGCGGCUUCCAGCCUCUGUCCCGCGGGGGCGGCGAGCAGGAGACCCAGGAGCUGGCCUCGAAGCGGCUGGACAUUCAGAACAAGCGCUUCUACUUGGACGUGAAGCAGAAUGCCAAGGGCCGCUUCCUAAAGAUAGCUGAGGUGGGAGCGGGCGGCUCCAAGAGCCGCCUCACGCUUUCCAUGGCCGUGGCCGCCGAGUUUCGAGACUACCUGGGCGACUUCAUCGAGCACUACGCGCAACUGGGGCCCAGCAGCCCUGAGCAGAUCGCGGCGGCUGCGGCGGCUGCAGGCGCCGAGGACGGCGGCGGGCCCCGGCGGGCGCUCAAGAGCGAGUUCCUCGUGCGAGAGAACCGCAAAUACUACCUGGAUCUCAAGGAGAACCAGCGCGGCCGCUUCUUGCGCAUCCGCCAGACCAUCAACCGCGGGCCCGGCGCGGGCGGCGGCUUCGGCGGCGGAGGCGGGCCGGGACCCGGGGGAGGCCUCCCCAGCGGCCAGACUAUCGCGCUGCCCGCGCAGGGCCUCAUCGAGUUCCGAGACGCGCUCGCCAAGCUCAUUGAUGAUUACGGCGGCGACGACGACGAGCUGGGCGGCGGCCCCGGCUACGGUGAGCUGCCCGAGGGCACGUCCAUUACGGUGGACUCCAAGCGCUUCUUCUUCGAUGUGGGCUGCAACAAGUACGGCGUUUUCCUGCGGGUGAGCGAAGUGAAGCCGUCCUACCGCAACGCCAUCACCGUGCCCUUCAAGGCGUGGGGCAAGUUUGGGGGCGCCUUCUGCCGCUACGCCGACGAGAUGAAGGAGAUCCAGGAGAGGCAGCGCGACAAGCUGUACGAGCGCCGGGGUGGCGCCGGGGACGAGUCCGAGGGCGAGGAUGUGGAUGACGACUGAAGCUGGGGCAGCCUCCCCCACUCCAGCACCCCCAUCCCGUUCUGAACCGUAAGCCCCCUUCCAGAAACCCCCCACCCCCCCCUCACGCCGGAAUG
Messenger RNA from Antechinus flavipes (yellow-footed antechinus), 1119 nucleotides. It is a transcript of the gene PURB, whose product is annotated as purine rich element binding protein B. Gene Ontology annotation, biological process: regulation of transcription by RNA polymerase II. Gene Ontology annotation, cellular component: nucleus. Gene Ontology annotation, molecular function: purine-rich negative regulatory element binding; DNA-binding transcription factor activity, RNA polymerase II-specific; RNA polymerase II transcription regulatory region sequence-specific DNA binding. NCBI's taxonomy places the organism in Eukaryota, Metazoa, Chordata, Mammalia, Dasyuromorphia, Dasyuridae. The transcript has a single exon. Bases 68 to 1024 code for a protein of 318 amino acids. The record is from RefSeq and is a predicted model, not a curated record.